GCAUGCUAAAUUCCCUGGACUGUCGCUGCUUGUCUGAUUCUUGACCGGUGACUGGCUGCAUUUCUUGUGCUGUUGUCCUAUGCUCUCUGCUAAUGCAGGAAAGAGGAGUCGGGAAGCCAUGGACAAAAGAGGAAGAUAACUUGCUCAUCCAGGCAGUUGCGGUCCACGGCGAGAAUGACAACUGGAAGAUCGUCGCCCUUUCUGUGCCGGGUCGUACGAAUAAGGCUUGCAGGAAGAGAUGGCUUCACUCUUUGUCUCCAAACGUGAAGAAGUCAGCGUGGACGCCAGAAGAGGACCAGCUCCUCCUCUCGCUCUACGCCAUACACUCGACGAAAUGGGCUGUCAUAGCACGUCAUAUCUCAGGGCGCACCGAUGAUGCCUGCUCGAAGCGAUAUCGUGAAGCGCUGGAUCCUUCACUGAAGCGGGACGAGUGGACUUCAGACGAGGAUGCUCGGCUUCUGGAAGCAUACAAUAGACUCGGCGGUCGUUGGGGCCAAAUUGGCCAGGAACUCCAGCGGAGUGGACUGGCAUGUCGAAACAGAUGGAGAAUGCUGGAGAGGAAGAAGAAAGCUGCCGCUACUAGAGAUGCUGGGCCCAGCAAUGCUGCCUCGACUGCCACGUCGCAGCAGCCUGUGGAACCACUGCAGCCUCAGUGGGAUAUACCUCCCGAGGUUGCGCCUCAAGGGUAUUGGAACCCCCCCGCUGAGCAUGCCGCACCUUCCUCUGUGCCUUUUGCAAGUGUGCCGUCGGAAACUCUCGUUUCCGGGAGUCCCUAUUACUCCGAGAUGCCUGAGACUUACGCGUAUGCCCCGGACCGUGCAAUUGCACAAUCUACCCUGCACAGCGGGCCACAGCAAUUCGACUACCCUCAAUAUCAGUUUGAUCAGAGUUAUCAGCCGUUCCAAGAUUAUGAUGGCUACUAUACACAACCACCCCAGGCGGCCCAGGAUGUGCACCCUCCGCAGACUCUACCAUUCAAUCCUGAGGACAAUAACCAUGGCUAUGUGCCCGGAGCGCCCCCAGAUGUAGUGAAUGGAGCACCAGUAAUCGACAGAGGUACGACUCCUUUCAGGUCAGAAGAAGUUUCCAGUCAGCCAUAUAGCGCUUGUCCUGGAACGAGUGCGUCAUCCAACGCUACCCCGCCUGAUUCUUCCGAUAUAAAUCAUCCAACGGCUGGUGUUCCGGAGGAGGCCGCCGAUCGCCCCUCUGUCGUGUUAGCCUCACAAUUAUUCGUUUAUGAAAAUGGGGACGCAACUGUAGAAGCUACGGGAAGUCGAAACUAUUAUCGUGACCCAAAGCAGAAGGCGAAAGACUGGGUACAGCAACGCCGCGCUACGCGCCGUGGUCCUUCUCCCCGCCUGUCUUCAAGCUUGCCUGCUACCUCAGACACAUCGGUGCUGGCGUAUGCCUGUGGGCAUCUCACCUGCUGGCCUACAGAUGUCUCUGAAAGCAAGUCCCGUUUUGCGACGUCAAAGGAACUAUCUGACCACAGCAAGGCGGAGCAUACGGAGGAUUUUGGAGGCAGCACACCGUUCAGGUGCGGGUUGGCUGGGUGCAAGAAGAGCUGGAAGAGCAUCAAUGGCCUGCAAUAUCAUCUGCAAAUCUCAAAGACGCACUUCCAACAGGCGCUCUCGACCCUUCCGGCCGCGGCCGCCGAGGACAACGCAGCUGCAGACCCAAGCACAACUGCGAGAGAUGUGCCUGAUAACCGAGAACCCGAAAACGGCCGCGAGGCAGAGGCAGGCACCGCAAAGGCAACCCCAGCCGUUACCAAACCAAGAAAGACGUAUCCCUGUCCCCACCGGCACUGUCCCAACCGGUACAAGCAGCUCAGUGGGCUGCGAUACCACCUUGCGCACGGACACCCGAAUGAGCUGCCCGCGCAGUUGGACGCGGUCCCCCCGGCUUUGGUGCGGAAGAUGGCGGAGAAGACACAGGCCAAGGCUUCCGCCGUGCGGGCGGAAUGAAGGCUGAAUUGGAAUUUUCGAUUUUGGGGGCAUUCUCAAGCAGCGCCGCAUGCCGUACGUGUGGGAUCUGUGAUAAAUGUCGCUCAUUUACUGUACUGGGAACCGCAAGCUGCACGCCGUCAGGCCCAGCGCGCCGGAAGGGAAGAUUGACUGGUUGAUGAAUUAGCGGAUGAAUGAACGAAG
This is a messenger RNA of Laetiporus sulphureus 93-53, 2150 nucleotides long. RefSeq lists its product as uncharacterized. The record is from RefSeq and is a predicted model, not a curated record. NCBI's taxonomy places the organism in Eukaryota, Fungi, Basidiomycota, Agaricomycetes, Polyporales, Laetiporaceae. The coding region runs from base 93 to 1967 and encodes 624 amino acids. The transcript is spliced from 8 exons.